AUAAAACGUCACAUCCUGUACUAAACUUACAGUUGGGGAUCACAACAACUUCAAAUUCGCUUUUUUGUUAUUUUCAAGCCACCCUGUGCUUCAUAAAUGCUGCUUGAAAUAAACGUCAGUUGCAGUACCGUAAGUCAAAAACUAUUAAGAAACACCAGCUUGGUCCGAAAAGCAGCCCGCCCAUUAUUACGUAGCUCAUUGCGUCAUUUUUGUUGGCGCCAAAGACUACUGCGUCCACCACGCCUCUAUAUCUCUAUUUUUCUCAAAAUCGACGUAAUUUUUAUUACCCUUCAAAGCAUAGAACUGGGUACGGAAUCAGGGAACACAACGAAUGGUGCUUCGGACGCCAUUGAUCACGGGACUGGCCAAACGAAACAAGUCUGGACAUAGUGCUGCCUAACGCUGUGACAAUCACUAGCGCCCAGUGGUCACUUACAGAUUGGUCUGUUUAUCUUUGUUAACUUGUGUAAUUCAUUUUAUAGCGAGACUUAUUACUUGCGUGAAGCUGAUCGCAAAGUCGCUUUUCAACAAAAUGAUAGGACAGAAAACUAUCAACUCGUUUUUUUCGCCUGUCUCGAAAAAGAGGAUUUCUAAGGAGUUAAAUGAAACCGAAGAUGUGAACGAGUCAAAGAAGCCAAAGCUUUCGGCGGUGGACUCAGAGCCGUCCACGCCGCCUAAAACCCCUCUGUCACCGGAGGACCUGGAGAAAAUCGCCCGCAACAAGAGAGCAGCUUUUGAGCGACUCUCUUCCUCCCAGUGUCCCCCAGGGUUCGGUGAGAGUUGGAGGAAAGGGCUGUGUGGGGAAUUUGGAAAACCAUACUUCAAACAAUUGAUGAAUUUUGUGUCUGAAGAUCGGAAACGCACCACAGUGUAUCCACCUGUCGAAGACAUCUUCACCUGGACACAGAUGUGUGACAUUAAUGAUGUCAAAGUAGUAAUCCUUGGUCAGGAUCCAUAUCAUGGUCCAAAACAAGCCCAUGGAUUGUGCUUCAGUGUUAAAAGACCAGUACCACCCCCUCCCAGUUUGGAGAACAUGUACAAAGAGCUAGCUACAGACAUUGAAGGUUUCCAGCAUCCUGGACAUGGAGAUCUCACUGAGUGGGCCAAACAGGGCGUGUUGUUGCUCAAUGCUGUACUGACAGUCAGAGCACACCAGGCAAACUCCCACAAAGACAAAGGCUGGGAGACCUUCACUGAUGCUGUGGUGCAGUGGCUCAGCACCAACCUGGAGGGGCUUGUCUUCAUACUGUGGGGGUCCUAUGCUCAGAAGAAAGGAGCUGCUAUUAAUAGAAAACGUCACCAUGUGCUCCAGGCUGUGCAUCCUUCUCCCCUGUCUGCACACCGUGGGUUCUUUGGCUGCAGACAUUUCUCAAAGGCCAACGAGCUGCUGAAAAAAUCUGGGAAGACUCCCAUAGACUGGAAGGCACUUUAAGUUACUGUUUGUGUAAGAGUCACAUUCUGUGUGAAAGUGAAUUACUGACCACAUACUUCCAGUAAUCUGUUAACAUUGCAAAUAUGUUUAUAUUCCCUGUUCCCUGAAGCUUUGUCUGACUGCUUUUUUUUAAAACAGUUUAUUCUUAAAAGUCUGUUCCAUUAAAGUAGUUCCUAAAAGUGCA
This is a messenger RNA of Cynoglossus semilaevis (tongue sole), 1616 nucleotides long. RefSeq names its product uracil DNA glycosylase a (gene unga). The coding region runs from base 533 to 1432 and encodes 299 amino acids. Lineage: Eukaryota; Metazoa; Chordata; Actinopteri; Pleuronectiformes; Cynoglossidae. The transcript is spliced from 7 exons. Gene Ontology annotation, biological process: base-excision repair; base-excision repair, AP site formation via deaminated base removal. Gene Ontology annotation, cellular component: nucleus; mitochondrion. The record is from RefSeq and is a predicted model, not a curated record. Gene Ontology annotation, molecular function: uracil DNA N-glycosylase activity.